AACAAAAGAGCUUUAGAUCAAGUAAAUGACGAAAAUGAAAAAGAUUUAAAGAAAAUUAAAACAGACGAAGAAAGUACCAGUACAACUACUACUUUAGAGAAUAAUACAGCUACCAAUACCACCACCACCACAAAUGCAGUUUCAGAAUCAAACAAUGAAAUGGAAGAGGAUGAAGAAGUUGAUGAAGAAGAAUUAGAUAAACGUAAUCAAAAUCAAGGUGAAGAGAUACUUUUAACAAGUCAAGUUGUUCAUGGUCCAACCGCAAAGAAAGGAAGUCACGAUAGACCACAAAAAUUAUCAAAAGAACAAUUAACUGAGAUUCAAAAUAAAACCAAACUUACAACAGAAGCAUCAAGAAAGAAAAAAGUUGCAGUUCUUUUAGGUUAUUUAGGUAAAAACUAUGCUGGUAUGCAAAAAAAUCCAGGUUUAAGAACUAUUGAAGAAGAAUUAGAAAUGGCAAUUUUUAAAGCAGGUGGUAUUUUACCAGAUAAUUUAUAUUUCCAACAUAAAAUUGAUUGGGUUCGUUGUGCAAGAACAGAUAAAGGUGUAUCAGCAUUAAGAAAUGUAGUAUCAUUAAAAAUGGAAGUAGGACCACCAGAACUUGACGAAAUGGUUAAAGCAUUAAAUAAACUUUUGCCAGAAGAUAUCCAUGUAUUUAAAAUUAUGAGAGUAAACAAUUCAUUCCAUGCAAAGAAUGGCGUCGAUGCAAGAUCAUAUGUCUAUGUUUGUCCAACUAGUGCAUUCGAACCUAAAUUCGCCACAAACAAGUUAGUAGAACCAUUUAAAUUUACCGAAGAAACUCGUGAAACCCUCAACAGAGUCUUAUCAUAUUAUUUAGGUAAUCACCGUUUCCACAACUAUACAAGUCGUAAAGAGUCCAAUGAUGUUUCAGUAUUCAGAAAGAUAAUUAAAUUUGAAUGUUCCGUACCAUUCAUUUUAGAAGGUGUUGAAAUGGUAUCAAUUAAUGUAAUUGGUGAAAGCUUUAUGCUCCAUCAAAUUAGAAAAAUGAUUGGCUGUUUAAUGUCAUUCAUGAGAAAAGGUAUCUUCCAAGACGCUCAAGAUAAAGAAUCUGCAUUUGAUCAAAUUCGUAAAUAUAUUGAGGCCACCUUUUAUCAUCAACCACUCAAUUUACCAGUUGCUCCAGGUGCAGGUUUACUUUUGGAUCAUUGUAUUUUUAGAAUGUGGAAUGAAAAAUAUAAAGAUAUUCAUGGUGAAUUAAUGGUCGAAAAUGACGAUGUUGAACAAUUUAGAAAAGUUGUUUUUGGUGAAAUUGCAUCACUUGAAGCCACAAAACGUGAAUUUUCAGAGUGGAUCGAAACUAAACUUGACCCACAUCCAUUGCCUUAUGAAAUUUUACACAAAAUUAUUGAAAAUCCACCACCAGCCCCACCAAAAAGACCAAAGCAAAGAGAUGAUAAAAAAUUCACAAGACGUGAAAGAAAAGAACAUAUGACAAAUAUUAAGAAAUUUGAUAAGGAUACUGGCAACAAUGAAGAAAAAAAAGAUCAAGAUAAUACAACUGAACCAUCCAAAGAAAUUAAAGAACAACCAAAAGAAGAAACAAAUGCCUCCGAAAAUUAAAAUUAAAUUAAAUUUAAAAUAAAAUUUAAAAUAAACUUUAAAUAAUAUUGAAACU
Dictyostelium purpureum is the source of this 1636-nucleotide messenger RNA. RefSeq lists its product as uncharacterized. The transcript is spliced from 3 exons. Gene Ontology annotation, cellular component: nucleus. Gene Ontology annotation, biological process: tRNA pseudouridine synthesis; mRNA pseudouridine synthesis. Lineage: Eukaryota; Evosea; Eumycetozoa; Dictyosteliales; Dictyosteliaceae. Bases 160 to 1581 code for a protein of 473 amino acids. Gene Ontology annotation, molecular function: pseudouridine synthase activity; RNA binding. The record is from RefSeq and is a predicted model, not a curated record.